Monomorium pharaonis (pharaoh ant) is the source of this 2896-nucleotide messenger RNA. RefSeq names its product S-adenosylmethionine synthase-like. Gene Ontology annotation, cellular component: cytosol. The transcript has 10 exons. Gene Ontology annotation, biological process: S-adenosylmethionine biosynthetic process. Lineage: Eukaryota; Metazoa; Arthropoda; Insecta; Hymenoptera; Formicidae. The record is from RefSeq and is a predicted model, not a curated record. Gene Ontology annotation, molecular function: methionine adenosyltransferase activity; ATP binding. Bases 777 to 1994 code for a protein of 405 amino acids.
GGCCGUGUCAGGAAAACGCGACAACGCUAUAAUAGAUAACGCAGAAUUCGGCGCUGGGUGGAGCUGAGACUUUCGGAGAUAACGCAACUUAGAAUCACACUGAUAAGCACUUAAGCAACAUUAUCGGAGCACGUGCAGGGAAGCGGCCGGAGCAGAGAACAGCUGACGGGCGAUUCGAAUUUCGCGCGGAGUGUACACGCGUGUCACGUGACCGGCGAUCGCGCGGGCAGGCGGGCCGAGGUUAUAAAUAGGAGUAGGCUAGCCGCGGGGAGCCUCUUUCACUUCCCGCUACGCGUCGCGGCGCGUUGUCCGUCGCCCAUUAGCCCCGAUCAUUACGCGGUGUGCCGUGUGCCUGUGUGGAGGCUGUGGAGCUCGUGCUCUCCUCACGCGAUCUGAUCCGCUCUCCCUCUCGCGCACGCCGUCGCUCGUACGUUCGCUCGCUCGCUUCUCAGGAAGCCCACCCUCGAGAGAAGAGGAGGCCACAACAGGUAACGAUUCCGGCGACUCCAAAUCUUACUGCACUCCCAGGUGGUAACCUCAGAGCGGGAACCUCGCGCGUAAACCACAGGCAAGAGGAAACGACGACGACGACGACGACGAGGAGGAGGAGGAGCAUCAGGCACGUGGAGGAAAGAAGUUCACUCGCGGCCAUAACGCACGGUAGCAGCGGGGCUCGGCGAUACAACGGCGGUACACCUGGAACGGAACUGAGUGGCGAGCACCCGCUACGAGACGACGAGGCGACAACGGCGGCGACGACCCCGAAACGCAGGAAGAUGCCGGAGACCGCGCACCAUAUGAACGGCUACGCGAACGGCCACGCGCCGCCCGAGCUGCAGCAAGACACCGCGUUCUUAUUCACCUCGGAGUCGGUCGGCGAGGGACACCCAGAUAAAAUGUGUGAUCAAAUAAGCGACGCCAUUUUGGAUGCACAUUUGAAACAAGAUCCCGACGCUAAAGUUGCAUGCGAAACUGUUACGAAAACUGGGAUGAUACUCUUGUGCGGAGAGAUUACAUCAAAAGCUGUAGUGGAUUAUCAGAAGAUCGUACGAGAUACAGUGAAACACAUCGGUUAUGAUGAUUCCUCCAAAGGAUUCGAUUGGCGUACGUUGAACCUUUUGGUGGCGAUCGAACAGCAAUCCCCAAAUAUUGCGGAUGGUGUUCAUACGGACAAGCAAGAGAUGGACGUGGGUGCAGGUGAUCAGGGUCUAAUGUUCGGUUACGCUACCGAUGAAACCGACGAAUGUAUGCCACUGACGGUCGUACUGGCGCACAAAUUGAAUCAAAAAAUCGCCGAGCUGAGACGAAGUGGUGAAUUGUGGUGGGCUCGUCCAGAUUCAAAAACACAGGUAACCUGCGAAUAUAUCAUGGACCAUGGAGCCUGCGUACCUAUAAGAGUCCAUACUGUUGUGGUAUCACUGCAACAUAGUGAAAAAAUUGGUCUAGAUGAAUUGCGUAAAGCGGUCAUGGAGAAGGUCAUCAAAGAAGUAAUACCAGCAAGAUAUCUAGAUGAGAGAACAGUCUUCCAUGUGAAUCCUUGCGGGGUUUUCAAUAUUGGUGGACCACAGAGUGACGCUGGUCUUACUGGACGGAAGAUCAUCGUAGAUACGUACGGUGGUUGGGGAGCGCAUGGUGGGGGUGCAUUUUCCGGUAAAGACUUUACAAAGGUGGACAGAUCAGCUGCUUAUGCCGCAAGAUGGGUUGCCAAAUCCUUGGUAAAGGCUGGCCUUUGCAGACGCUGUCUUGUACAGGUUUCUUAUGCAAUUGGAGUGGCGGAGCCAUUGUCUAUUACAGUUUUCGAUUAUGGCACAUCUACACGUUCUCAAAACGAGCUCCUAGAUAUAGUGAAUAAGAACUUCGAUUUGCGACCCGGAAAAAUCGUCAAGGAGCUAAAUCUUCGCAAUCCUAUUUAUCAACAAACCAGUACGUAUGGUCACUUUGGACGAGACGGUUUCACAUGGGAGCAACCAAAAAAAUUAAUUCUCGAUGAUUGAUGAGAGGGUGAAUCUUAAAUUGGUCUCGGCGUUUCUCGAUUUUAGAUAUCCGAUAGAACAUCUGUUUCUCUUUCUCUAACUAUCUCCUUCUCUAUCUCUUCCUCUCAGAGAAGUAACCGUGUUAUUACAAAUAAUGAAAACUAAAGAAUUUCGUCCGCGAUACUUCGAUCUCUGUGUGCCGCAGCCACCACCGAGAUCACCGAUUUCUUACGCCAAUACUUAGAGAGGACUAGGUAUAGGCAGUUCUCUUUCUAGUUCUUUUGCCAUGAAAUACCGCAUUAUAUGUGACAACAGGCAUAGUACAAAUCUCGUCCAUAUGUGGAUAUGGACAAUCAUUUCUUCCUUCAUUCUAUUUUCGGUUUUUCGCGUGGUGGUAUAUCUUUUAACGGCACAACAAACACGUAGACAUAAUUGAUGCAUUACGCAAGAAAUAAGGCAAGCCUAUAUUAUAUGGAUCCCAUUGUAUGUUUCUCCAUGUUCAGGUUUUGAAAACUUUUUUCAACUAAUGAAAAUUAACAUCAAUUUGAUAAGAGGUUGCAAAUCGAUUCUUUUUCGCAAAUAUUCUUUACUUAUACUAAAAUAUGAAGAAGGGAAACUUGUAGUGAAUCAAAUUUUCAUCUGAAGAAUAAACACAGGCGCUAUAUUGAUAUGUGUUUUCAGAUUCGGGAAUGUAACUGCAGUCUCAUAGAUUUUUAGCUAUAUUUGUAGUCCCCUCGCACGUACAUGAAAGUUCGAUACUUCAACUUGAUCAACUAAUGAGUGGGCUAAUUUUUAAUUAGAAUGCACAGAUUAUACAUUGCAGGUUACUUAAAAUUUUAUUUCGCUAAGGACAUUUAUUGAUUUAUCAAUCGAUCUUUCGUGUACGUAUCUUCAUUAGAAUUAUUAAUCGUUGAGAAAAAAAA